Messenger RNA from Hansenula ciferrii, 888 nucleotides. It is a transcript of the gene RPC40, whose product is annotated as DNA-directed RNA polymerase core subunit RPC40. Gene Ontology annotation, biological process: DNA-templated transcription. The transcript is spliced from 2 exons. NCBI's taxonomy places the organism in Eukaryota, Fungi, Ascomycota, Saccharomycetes, Phaffomycetales, Wickerhamomycetaceae. Gene Ontology annotation, cellular component: RNA polymerase III complex; RNA polymerase I complex. The record is from RefSeq and is a predicted model, not a curated record. Gene Ontology annotation, molecular function: DNA binding; protein dimerization activity. Bases 1 to 888 code for a protein of 295 amino acids.
AUGGUUGAUAAUAUUGUUCAUAUUGAACAAGAUCGUGUUACAAACACCGUAUCAAAUGAUUAUCCAGAUACAAGUAUUUCAAAUGCUUUCAGAAGAAUAAUGAUUUCAGAAGUUCCAUCAGUUGCCGCUGAACAAGUUUAUAUUUUUAAUAAUACUUCAGUUAUUCAAGAUGAAGUUUUAGCACAUCGUAUUGGAUUAAUCCCAUUAAAAAUUGAUCCUGAUUUAUUAAAUUGGGUUGAUAAUUCAGUUGAUGAAUCUGAUAAAUUCACUGAUGCUAAUACUGUUGUUAUGACAUUAGAUGUUUCAUGUACCAAGAAUCCGAAUGCACCAAAAAAUUCAACUGAUCCUAAAGAAUUAUAUAGAAAUAGUUCUAUAUAUGCUCGUGAUUUAAAAUUUGAACCACAGGGGAAUCAAUUAGAAAAUUUUAAAAAUCCAAUUGAACCAGCAGAUCCAGAUAUUUUAUUAGCAAAAUUAAGACCAGGACAAGAAAUUUCCCUUAGAAUUCAUUGUGUCUUGGGUAUUGGGUCAGAUCAUGCAAAAUUUUCACCAGUAUCAACAGCAUCAUAUAGAUUAUUACCAACAAUUGAUAUUAUAGAACCAAUCCGUGGUGAUGAUGCUAAAAAAUUUCAAAAAUGUUUCCCAACUGGUGUUAUUGGUAUAAACAAUGGUGAAGCAUUUGUUAAAGAUUCAAGAAGAGAUACAGUAUCAAGAGAAGUCUUGAGACAUGAAGAAUUUAAUGGGAAAGUUAAAUUAGGUAGAAAAAGAAAUCAUUUUAUAUUUAAUGUUGAAAGUACUGGUGCAAUGUCACCUGAAGAAAUUUUUUUUAAGAGUGUUCGUAUUUUGAAAAAUAAAGCUGAAUAUUUACGUAAUUGUCCAAUAGGUCGUUAA